Molecule: messenger RNA, 3436 nt
Organism: Oryzias latipes (Japanese medaka)
Lineage: Eukaryota; Metazoa; Chordata; Actinopteri; Beloniformes; Adrianichthyidae
Product: rho family-interacting cell polarization regulator 1
Source: RefSeq, a predicted model, not a curated record
AAAAAAAAAAAAAAAAAAAAAAAGGGCUGCGAAAUCAAGAAGGACAGCGCCCAGAAUAACUGUAAACCUCUGGUAAAUGCGCGCAGCAUCUCGUCGGGAUGGGACGCUGCUUCUCUGCUUCGCCUCGUGGGAUAUUUCAACAGAGACACAGGACAUGCCCUUUGAUUUGCUAAAACCACACGGCUACAGGCAACUCUCUAGGCAUGCAGUGAUUGUAUCGCCCCACUCAGCAGUCCUGUUUGAUCCAAAAGAAACGUGCCUGUCUAAAGAAGCAGGAUGUUCACAGGCUCCACCAAGCUGCCACCCGCUAAAACCCCCCAGCCCGAGAGGCUGGACGAAGUGUAUGCUGCCUUACGCAGAGGCUUACAGUCGUACCUGCAGGUCCACCAGCUGGAGCUGGACAGUCUGGGUCACCAAGUUAGAGAAAACAAGAGAAACGGUCGUCUGGGGUCGUUGUACGAGCAGGACAAGCAAGUGAAAGCCAUAGAGAGGUUCAUGCGCCGCUUGGAGUUCCACCUCAGUAAGGUUGAAGAGCUGUACGAUGCUUAUUGUAUACAACGCAGACUGCGUGAUGGAGCAAGUAAGAUGGUGGCAGCAUUCAACUCUGCAGCUGGCAGCAAGGAAGCUCGGGAGAGUCAGAAUGAAGCCAACAGGGGUUACAGGGAAUGUACAGAGCACAUGUGUUCCCUUGAGAGUGAAAUAGAGAGCCAGAUGGGAGAAUUUCAUGUAAAGAUGAAGGGUCUUGCUGGAUUUGCGCGUCUGUGUGCUGGUGACCAGUAUGAAGUUCUGAUGCGUUAUGGCCGGCAGCGCUGGAGGCUACGAGGUCGAGUGGAAGUCAGCAACAAGCAGAUAUGGGACAGUGAGGAAUAUAUUUUCCUGCCACUUGUUACAGAACUGCUGUCAAUAAAGGUUACGGAGCUGAAGAGCCUGGCUAAUCACGUGGUGGUUGGCAGCGUGUCCUGUGAAAUGCUGGACCUGUUCUGCCCGCUCCCGCAGACGCUCGCCGUGGAUAUCAACGACCUGGGGACAGUAAAGCUGAACCUGGAGGUCACUUGGAGCCCAUUUGAUAAGGAUGACCAGACCUCCUCCUCCAGCACGGUUUCCAAACGGUUGCUGUCCAAUCAGAGCCCUCCGGACACACCAUCCAUGCGAGAGCAGGUGUUCUACAGUGCACCUUGUAGCGGCUCCAGGCAGAGCCGCUCACUGGAGAAGGCUUUUCCCAACCGCACGGCGGAUAGGGCCCGGUUCUUGCGCUGGGAGUCCAACCGUCAACUUCCUCCCUCUGUGUCACCUCAGCCGUCCCUGCUGAAGCGUCAGGGGGAACUUGAGAACGGGACAGUCUGGUCCAACUCCUCGGAAUCCUCUGACGACUCCUCCAGUCCUGCACUGGCUCAUCACGCUCAGAGGCUGACAGCCUCCAACGUGCUCCAAACCACUCUGACGGUGUCAUGCGGCCCGCACAAAUCCACAGCUUCCACUCCAUCGCUCUCCUCCAACCAGGAAGAGGACGAGACAGAAGUGGGAGAUGUUUUCCCGCCUACAGAUGCGGUGUCCAAUGGCCACCUGCAGUCCUCCUGCUCAGACUGCCUCGCUGGAAAGAGCGGCUCAGACUGUCCUGCAAAUCGCAGGUCUUCUGUCCCAUCAGAGGACCUUUCAGAAGUCUCAGCAGAGCUGAGCUUCUCCUGCCCAGAGGAAUCUUCUAUGUCCACAGCGUCUUCAGAGAAGAGGGCAGACAUAAACAGUCCCUGUGAGGACUCAUCAUCACAGGCUGAACAGACUGAGGCAGAUACGCAGGACAGGGACAGAGCUGAAGCUGCAGAACGUCACCAAAAUUCACCACAAGAGUCCAUGCAGCUGUUAAAACAAGCAGAGGAAACUCCGACGGCUCCCUUUCCUGCUUCUGCAAGCUUCAAUCAGGAAGUGGAGACGGCUCUUGAAAGUUUUGACUUUCUCAAUGACUCUGAUUUUAAUGAGGACGAGGAAGACAGACCGCAGGAGGAAGAGAAAGUAGAGGAAGAAGAGCAGUGCGGGGAACGCAUUGAGGACCAAAUUAAAACUGAGGAAGAGACGAACAAUAAAGAAGAAAAGAACACUGAGAACUUGUGCUCCACGGACAGUGACGAUGAGGAGGGAAAUGAUCUGGAGAUUCUCAUGGAAGCGCCUGAGGGAUUCAGGAACUCAGAUGAAGAUUGUCGUUCUGGAUCACAGGCCUCGAGUGUUGAAGAUGAGCAGGAUUUGGGUCUUGUGGAAAUUCCUAAGGCUGAAGAUGAGAUCAGUAAGGAUACAGGAGUUGAAGAGGAAACUUCCCAAGAGCUGUAGGAGCAUCUUUCUAACCCCCCCAGCCCGUUGGCCACUGCUAUCUUGGAGGGCCGAGUGGGGCCACAGCUGAUCCGCUUGUCAUUUCAGUGCCAUUUCUCUGCCACUCUGCAGGCCUUGAGGAUGUUCCAGUCACCACUUAGACAAACAAAUUCUUCUGUCACAGUGGAGUUUGUGCUCAUGUUUGCCUUGUUUACCAAGUACGCUGAACCGGGUGGUUCUUUCCUAAAAAAAACCCACACACACACACAAAAGCACCUCCAACACCAGAGAUCAUUCGUUUGACUUACUCUCCAUCAAGUUGCCUGUGUUAAAGUGGGAUGCCACUAAAGUUUACACUUUUAUAAGCUGAAUAAGAAACAGAUAAGAGGCCUUGUUUCUGAAUUUUCUAAGUCAUUAUUUUCAAACCAUUCUAUAAGUUAAGUCAUCUGUUUACCAAAUUGCAUUAGCCCCCCCAAAAGAAAAAAAGCACCACCAGUAUUUGUGGACAUGACAGAAUUAAGCCAGCCAGUUACAUUUUCAGUGUUGAGUCAGUGCACAGCCCAAAGCUCUCUACUGUCGGAGGACAGACUUUUAUGAGCAUGUGAUGUUUGUCUGAAGACAAGAAGUCCUUUACAAACUAGGAAUGUACCCUGAAAACAAAAAGAUCUUUUCCCUUAAGAGCCUUUUUCAUUUCUAUCUGCUGAACAGACACAUUAGGAACACAAAAUGUACCUGUUUUUACCAAAAAAAAAAAAAACCACAUGUAAGUGUGGAUCUGUAUUUAAUUCUGCAUGUCUGUAUAAAAAAAAUCAGUUUCAAGUGUGUAAGCUAGGCUCUGAGCGAAGAGCCACCUGGUCUAUAACUGUGUGACAGCUGCCACAUGGGGGCGCUAGUCUGUCAUUGAUGUGCUUUGUCAUGUUCCUUCAAACGCCUCUUCAUUCAGAAAGUGCCUCAAGUGACAAGAGAUGUUCCGGCUUUAAGCGCCACAGCAGGAGAGCUGGCAGAAGAUAGCAGUGUUUAUUUUCUGAAUCACUUUACCAGUGUGCAGUAAGAGAUAUUUACUGUUUCAUAAUAAGAAUUGUAUAUGUAUUGAAAUGUCAGAAAUGUUUCAACUUUAUAAAGUUUUCUUUAAAACGGA